GUUCCAAGAGGUAUAGUACCUUUCCGGGAAUGUUAGUACUACCUACUAACAUGAGUAUUAGUAAAACAAUAUAGUUAUAAUGUUCAAAUGGACAAAGAUAGGUCCAAAUUAAUUAUGUUUUGCUUGAGUAACCUCUCAUACUCCUAUACAUCUACAAAUGGCUCUUGACAUGUGAAAUUGUUUGCCCUUUAACAUCCUUCAAAUCAAUAAUGAUAAACUUAGGAGUAGCCUUUUGAUGACCAGCAAGAGUUUCAAGACACAAAUAUAGCAACGAUGAAGUUCAUGUGUCCAUCUUAAACAAGGAACCUUUGGUCUUACAUAUUGUCUCGCCACACCUUCCCUUCCACCACAGCUACUCAUUUCCACUUUCUUCUUUCUAAGCUUAGCCUAUCAUGGCUUGUGUUUGAUAUCCAUGAAGGACACAUUGUCCUGACUGACAAGUUAAAAGGGAUUCAUUUCGUAGUGUUUAUACGCCUAGAAGCCAUUUAUUGAUUCUCAUUCAUAAUUAUAUUAUUCAUAAUGCUACUCUCGUUGUUAAUAACAUUUUUUAUAGGUGAAUGGCUUUAACUAAUGGUAAACGUGGUGUCACCUCGCAUGCGAAAAAUUCACAAAGCUAGAAGCCAUGGAGUAAUUAAUAUUGAGGUUCGUUAGAACGCUAAGGUCAACCAGUUGGGUUUAGCUCGCCUUGAGGAAAAUACAGGCUUUUAAAUCACCUUGUAGUUGAGCUUGCGAUGAUCCUGCGACAUUAAAGUGAACAGGAAUGGUCAUUCCCGCCGUUUGGAAUGGCGGUAACGGAAGGCAAUUUCUGCAAACGUGAACAGGCAUACAAAUUCAAGAUUCUUGGUACAAUGGAUGCAUGCAUUGGUUGAAAAGACCAAACUUAAUAAUUGAAAGUAGUAGUAGUUGUAGACAUUAAUUCAAGACUUCAAUUUUUCUUCUAUAAAAUCAGUGUUCUAGUUUCACACUACUAUACACCAGUUUUAAAAUUCCUCUCAAUCUAACAUUUCUUUCCUUGUCAAAAAAAGCAUACCGUAAAGCUUUUCUUACCUUCUAAUUUAAAGAUGGGAGACAUCCUUUAUUUAGGCAUCAAACAUAGAUCUCGUCAUAUUUCAGAAACUAUUAAUAACGAAGACCAACAUUACCUUCGAGUUCGAUGUCAUCGUAAGAUUUCCCCGGCGCCCCCAACCAUUGAAGAUAGCUUAAGGUCAGCCGGAUUGUGGGACUUUGCUAAUUUAAACAAAUAUAACGUUGAUAAUCGUUUAAUUGUCGCAUUAUGUGAAAGAUGGAGGCCGGAAACCCACACAUUUCUUUUUCCAUCGGGCGAGUGUACAAUAACGUUGGAAGACGUUCAUAUGCUCCUUGGUUUAAAGGUUAACGGUGAACCGAUUACCCGGUAAAACAGAAGUUGGGUGGGAGAUUGUUGAACCUAUAUUAGGAAGUAAGCCAUUAAACUCUCGCCAUGACGGGAAGAAUAUAAGAUUAUCAUGGCUUCAAGAAUAUAUCAACGGUGUUGGUAUGACAGGUCCCCCCACGACUCUACAUAUGUUUAGAGCCUAUGUCUUAUACUUGAUAGGCUCUCGAAUAAUGCCUAAUUAUAGUGGUAAUCUUGUACAUUUGUCGUUUUUGCAAUUGUUGGAUAAAUCACCUGAGGAGGUUGGACAGUAUAGUUGGGGUUCAGCUUGUUUGGCCACGCUAUAUAGAUCCUUGUGUGACGGUGCAAUAUAUGGCAAUACCGAAAUGCCUGGGUGCACAAUUCUCUUGCAAGCAUGGGCGUGGUCAAGAAUGUCAUGCUUAGCUCCCGUGCCAAGGAUACCACCACAAGCUCAUGCACAACUUCCGUUGGCAAAUAUAUGGCUAGAACAUGGUAAUAAAUUCGUGGAAAAUCCUCGGCAUAAUCUCGUAUGUACGCGUUUAAAAAUCGACACCAUGACAUAUGAUCAGUUCUCCUGGAGGCCUUAUGUCAACUUCAAUUACAGCAACGAAGAAGAAUGCCAGAUAUGGUCUGCAAACACAUAUCUCAUCUGUUUUCAGAUUGUCGAGAGACAUCAGACAGACAGAGUAAAACUUCAAUUUGGCUUACCGCAACACCCACCUUCCUUACCAGAAAAUUUGAAAGUUUUCCACAAAAUUAAUUUGACAAAAGAUAGAAUUAAAGGCUCGUGGGGAGAUAAGCAUCAUCGUCAAGUCCAAAACUGGAACCAACGUCAUCAAUUAGCACUUCACGGCGUUCGGUAUAACCAUGAGGUUUAUCCAAAUCGUCAAUAUUUUGCAUGGUAUUGGGAAUUUUUCGGAGAUUAUCUGUGGCUUUCUAGAGAAGUAUUAUUGUCAAACCCAAGGCAAGCAUGUGCAUCAAUUUUACCAGGAUUUCCGCGUGACUAUCCUGCAGUCCCACAAACUUAUACGGUGCUAGAUGAAAAUAUGUCGUCAAAUACACCUCCACCCUAUAACCAAUUCAUGACACCUCCACCCACUAACUUUGACCAAACCUUUAACCCAUCCACCAACUACAACUACAACCAAACUUACCAAUCACCGCCACAACCCACAAACCAAAUCUUACAUAACACCCCAAUCCCAUAUCCAAGUUAUUCUCAACAAAGUCAUCAUGGAGAAAGCUCUCGAACAUCAAACUAUUCAUUUGAUGACUACAAUCCAACUCAACACACCACACAAACCAGUUAUUCAGACCAAUCACAAUACUCCUCGUUCAACCUACCAACCCCUCCACACUUUGUAAACUAUCCCCAAACAACCUAUGCACCUCAAUGGCCAAAUUCACAAACUAAUCCCAUAGAAAGUCUGGCAGCAGGGUUUAAUGACGAUGACUUCGUUAAUGAAAUCUGGACCAACUUAGCUUCACAAGUGCAAAAUGAAGUCGCUAUGGAAACUAAUGAUGAUGUUGAAAUUCUUGACGAGAAUGUGGAACAGGAAGAGCACGAGGAAGAGGAAGAGGAAGAGCAACACCAACGACCCGUACAGAAUAAAAAAGAUAAAUUAUGUGCUACGGGAGGUCAUAGUUUACAUUGGCGUAAUUGGUUUCCGCGGAGAAAGUAGUUUUUGUAUUAAAUAUUUAUCAUUAUUAUUAUUAUUUAUCAUAUA
Messenger RNA from Medicago truncatula (barrel medic), 3099 nucleotides. RefSeq lists its product as uncharacterized. The transcript is spliced from 6 exons. Lineage: Eukaryota; Viridiplantae; Streptophyta; Magnoliopsida; Fabales; Fabaceae. Bases 1516 to 3054 code for a protein of 512 amino acids. The record is from RefSeq and is a predicted model, not a curated record. Gene Ontology annotation, biological process: meristem development; meristem maintenance.